UCUCCAUUUGUCAAUGAGCAAGUGCGCCUAAAGUUGCAUUUGGUUUUAAAAAGCGCUACACUUAGCACGGUAAAACCCACGCUACAAAAGAACGUCGUUUACUAUAUAUAAACACUGUCAAAUUUCACUUAGUCACUUUCUCCGGCUUCCUGUCUGGUGUCUUAGGGGGAUUUUAAACUCCAGGCAACACAAGGGGGCUCGUUGCUUGAAGCAGGAAAGUGAAAGUAUGUUGCAGAACAAGACAAGGCGGCUGAAAGGCGAAGUAUUGUGUCAUAUGGAGCUGAACUCUGAUGGUUAACAAGACACCGUAAUGAUUGGGAAAGUGUGGAUUUUCAUCACUGCAUUUUCAUUCAUCACAUAUGUUCAUUAUGCCCAGCCUGCAUGUAUGCCGAAUGACCUAAAGACGCAUCUGGAUGACUGUUUGUUGGAAGAACACUUGUUUCAAAUGAAAGUAUUCUCAUCUGAAACAAAGGAACACGAGCUUUUAUCCAUAAUAAACACUCUGUGUUCAACCUGGACGAAAAACAGGGAAAAAGAUAUAAAAAAAAUAAGAGUAGUAGAAACUUUUGAAAUCAUGCUGAAUAAUUUUUCAGAAAAUGUUGAUCAGUUGUGUGUGGAUCUCAAUUGCACAGAUGCUUACACAGUAAGCACUGUUAACACAACUGUAUUUGGUGACAUGUAUAGAAGGUCUUGCAGUGGACCAGUAUCAGAUCUGAAAUGUCCAUCCAAAGGUACAACAACGAUCAGGCCAAAAGUUGUUGAAAGCACAACAUUUUUUACAACGGUCAAUUCAGUCACCACAGCUCAUAAAAGUAAGCAAAGCACAACAUCUUUAACAGCAGUCAGCCCAAACAUCACAGCUCCUGAAAAUUUGACAACAAAUUCAUCAGAACCUACAGAAAGCAUGAUUCAAGCAUUAAAAGAUGGCAAUCAUAAUCUCUGGAGUAUCAUUCAAAUGUUUUUUGGAGCUCUCACUUUCUCUCUACUGCUGAAUGUUGCUCUAUUCCUGUUGGUGUUAAAGUACCGUAAGAAAUGCCAGAACCUGCAGUAAACGGACAUUUUACUGCUUUGUGUUUGAAAACAGCCUGCCUUCUUGUUUCAGAUGAUUGUCUGUAAUUGUUUUUCUCCAUUUUCUAUAGUCAUCUGCAUGGCACCGAACUGUCUUUGAAUUUGUGGCUGACAUCACAACAAGUACAAGUUUAUAUAGUACUCAAAACACGUCCACACAGCCUGUGCAUGUUUCCAUUUCUGAAUGUGAUUGUCCUGAAUGUACAUCCGUAACUGUUAUCCUUAAUCUAAUAAGUACCUCUGCUCAUGGUUUUUGAAGUUCCCAUUUGUAAGAUGCUUUAGAUAAAAGUGUAUGCUAAAUAAUUGAAUGCAAAUGUAAAUAACCCAAUGUGCACUAUGAUGAUCCUGUUAGUUAUGAUAUGGAUUAAAUUAUCUAUACCCUUCAGUGAUCAGGCCUUGAAUGGUUGUGCCAGAGUUUCUUUUGAAAGGAACGAGGGCUAGGAAAAGUAUUUACAGUUAAGCUAUUGCUAUAAUACAACUAUUAUAUCCUGACUUUUUACCAGUUUUUUGUUAUUUUAUUGUUUAUUUUAUGCAAUAUGUUUAUAUUUUGCUAUGUUUGUGUGUAAGAGGGUACAAUGAGCAUUUAUGUGUGGCAUUCUGGGUAUCUCAGAAUGUUUAUUGUAUUUUAUUGAUUUUUUAUUGAUGCUUCUGUGUGUGUAAAAGUGGCUCUGGCAAGUGCAAAAUGCACACAAGAAAUAUGAUGUGUAUAUUGUACCUCAUUUAAUGGCACUAAAAAGUUCUCAUUAAAAAUACGAAUGACAUUUA
This is a messenger RNA of Megalobrama amblycephala (Wuchang bream), 1833 nucleotides long. RefSeq lists its product as uncharacterized. The transcript is spliced from 15 exons. The coding region runs from base 311 to 1051 and encodes 246 amino acids. Lineage: Eukaryota; Metazoa; Chordata; Actinopteri; Cypriniformes; Xenocyprididae. The record is from RefSeq and is a predicted model, not a curated record.